UCCCACUUCGUCACGGUGCGCUGGCGGCGUAAGAUAGCUAGAUAAGUUAUGGAGGACGCUAACGUGAGCCAUCCGUUGCCUUCCGCAAACCGAAGGUUAAGUAACCUCGCACAUCACUUAACCGGCCAUUCUCCGGCCAUGGCUUCAGAAAGUCAUAGCUCCGCUCUCUCGCCGUCGCCGACUGCUGGAUCAUACGGCGCCGCUGCUUCCGUCUUCGCCGGCAUCUUACAGGCACCAGAGGAUCCGAUUCUUGGAGUGACGGUUGCGUACAACAAGGAUCCGAGCCCCGUAAAGGUUAAUUUGGGCGUUGGCGCCUAUCGGACUGAGGAAGGAAAACCGCUAGUUCUGAACGUAGUGAGGAAAGCCGAGCAGCUGCUGGUCAACGAUCCGGUGCGUGUUAAGGAGUAUCUGCCCAUCACAGGAUUGGCGGAUUUCAAUAAAUUGAGUGCUAAACUUAUAUUUGGAGCUGACAGCCCUGCCAUUCGAGAAAAUAGAGUGGCGACAGUGCAAUGCUUAUCAGGCACUGGAUCAUUGAGGGUUGGAGGAGAGUUUCUGGCAAGGCAUUACCAUGAAAGAACUAUCUACAUUCCCCAACCAACAUGGGGGAACCAUCCAAAAAUUUUCACAUUAGCGGGAUUGGCUGUCAAGUACUAUCGCUACUAUGAUCCUGCAACACGAGGACUGAACUUUAAUGGCCUCCUGGAAGAUCUUAGUUCUGCACCAACUGGAGCUAUAGUACUCCUGCAUGCUUGCGCUCAUAACCCUACUGGAGUUGAUCCCACCCUUGAACAAUGGGAGCAGAUUAGGCUGCUGAUGAGAUCAAAGGAGUUGCUACCUUUCUUUGACAGUGCUUAUCAGGGUUUUGCAAGUGGAAGUCUUGAUGCAGAUGCACAAUCUGUUCGCAUUUUUGUUGCCGAUGGUGGUGAAUGCCUUGCUGCUCAAAGCUAUGCCAAGAACAUGGGCCUUUAUGGAGAACGUGUUGGUGCACUGAGCAUUGUGUGCAAAUCUUCUGAUGUGGCAGCCAGAGUUGAGAGUCAGCUGAAGCUUGUGAUCAGGCCUAUGUAUUCAAACCCUCCUAUUCAUGGUGCAUCCAUUGUGGCCACAAUUCUGAAAAACAGUGAGAUGUACAAUGAAUGGACGGCUGAGCUGAAAAUGAUGGCUGAUCGUAUAAUCAGCAUGCGUAAACAGCUGUUUGGCGCUCUGCAUGAAAGAGGUACACCAGGUGAUUGGAGUCACAUUAUCAAGCAGAUUGGGAUGUUUACCUUCACCGGCCUUAACAGGGAGCAAGUCGCUUUCAUGACCAAGGAAUUUCACAUUUAUAUGACUUCUGAUGGGCGAAUCAGUAUGGCCGGUUUGAGCUCAAAAACAGUUCCUCAUCUCUCAGAUGCCAUACAUGCUGCUGUUACUCGCAUUAACUAACUGGCAGAAUUAUUUUUCCCCUAUGCCCUUCUCGGCAGAUAGCAACGGUAACAAUAUAGUAACAAAAUAAGUUUGCGAAUACUGUUUUAUUGGGAGGUUGUAACACUGCUUUUGAUGAACACUUCUGUGUUCUGUUUCGUGAAUACUUCAAACAAGAGUUCUGUUAAUUUCAAUAAAUCUUGAAAAGCAGCAGGUGUUGAGUGUUUUUGCUCCGAGCUUAUAAGUUUCAAGUUUUUCUGAUGAUUGUAAGCAUAUUUUUAUUGGACCGUUUUAAAAGAAUAUUUUUGUGGUC
Molecule: messenger RNA, 1711 nt
Organism: Dendrobium catenatum
Lineage: Eukaryota; Viridiplantae; Streptophyta; Magnoliopsida; Asparagales; Orchidaceae
Product: aspartate aminotransferase, cytoplasmic
Exons: 12
Coding region: 49-1419 (456 amino acids)
Biological process (GO): biosynthetic process; amino acid metabolic process
Cellular component (GO): mitochondrion
Molecular function (GO): L-aspartate:2-oxoglutarate transaminase activity; pyridoxal phosphate binding
Source: RefSeq, a predicted model, not a curated record